Molecule: messenger RNA, 663 nt
Organism: Mus pahari (shrew mouse)
Lineage: Eukaryota; Metazoa; Chordata; Mammalia; Rodentia; Muridae
Product: protein RoBo-1-like
Exons: 5
Coding region: 1-663 (220 amino acids)
Source: RefSeq, a predicted model, not a curated record
AUGGGCUGGUCCUCCAUCCUGAAGAGCCUCCUCACAGUUUCUGUCCUUAGCAUUUUAACUGUCUGCUCCGUAGAGAGUUCCACGUGUAUAGAAGCUUCAUGUCCAAAUGGAACUUGUCCAACGGGUUCUACUUGUAGCUCCCCCUCUGGCUGCUUCAGCCUAAUACAGCAACUUCAAACACCACCUCCAAAUACAAAUCUACGACUUGUUGAAAAAGGGUGUGUUUCAAAUCAAAACCCAUGUGCCCUGGAAUUCUCAGCAACACUGGGGAAUCAACAGAAAUUUAGAUACCAGAGGCAGUGCUGCACCACUGAGCAGUGCAACAAAGUCGACCCCACUCUGUCUACAUUAUCUUCAGAAGCCAAUGGUGUUGAAUGUCCUGCCUGCUACAAUGAUAAAACCAAUACCUGCCCCACAACGACUCCCCUAAAGUGCACAGGGGAAGAGAAAAGGUGUAUUGAGGUUACCAGCAGAGAUUCAUCUUCUAAUAACGUAGUACUGUAUGGAAAGGGUUGUGCAACAGAAAAAGCCUGUGCACUGAAUAUGACAGUCUUCCAAACGAUACAAGUUAAAACCUCAUGCACUCCGGCCAAUGGAAGCCCUGCCCUCAAAUCCAUUGCAUUACUCCCAGUUAUUCUGCUCCUCCAAAAAGUCUUGCUUUGA